AUCCAUAGAGAGAGGCAAGUGGAGGUGGGUAUUACCUAUUUACCUAUACCAUCCAUGGGCAGGCGUAUGUACAGUGACAACUAGUGUCUCUUCUAUUUGUCUCUUGCGAAGCAAGUGCAGGCCUUCGUUUUCCUUGCCUUUGGCUUCUCACUUUCAUCAUUCGAUUCCGGUAAUCAGUUAAACGGCACCGUCGAAAUCCCCAACUGUCAUUAACCAAAGCGCAUAGAGAAAUCAAAAUAUGGGGACUUUCACUCUUCACUGGUAUUGUAAUCCAUUAGUAUCUCCUUCAACGAUCAAUUCAGCUAAAACCCUAGUUCUCUUCACCUCCGCAAAUAUAAUCCCCAAACGCCUCUCUUUAGCCAAGCGCGCCUCCCAGUUUCAGGUCCUUUCUUCCCCUCCCAAUAGCUCCUCCGGUUCGGUUGAUAACUCCCCCAGCAACUUCUGCAUUAUCGAGGGACCAGAGACAGUUCAGGAUUUUGUGCCGAUGCAACUGCAAGAGAUCCAAGACAACAUUAGGAGUAGACGCAAUAAGAUCUUUCUCCUGAUGGAAGAGUUAAGGAGGUUGCGGGUGCAACAACGACUUAAGAGUAUGAAAGUCAUAGAUGAAAGUGGAGAGGAAGAGGCAAAUGAAAUGCCAGACAUUCCAUCAACUAUUCCAUUUCUCCCUCAUGUGACACCAAAAACGCUGAGACAGCUCUAUUUAACAAGCUUGUCAUUCAUAUCUGGGAUAAUUGUGUUUGGGGGCUUAAUUGCACCUACGUUGGAACUUAAAUUAGGGCUAGGGGGCACUUCAUAUGAAGAUUUCAUACGCAACAUGCAUUUGCCACUGCAAUUGAGUCAGGUUGAUCCUAUUGUGGCAUCAUUUUCUGGUGGGGCAGUUGGUGUUAUUUCAGCGUUGAUGUUAAUUGAAGCCAACAAUGUUGAGCAACAAGAGAAGAAAAGGUGCAGAUAUUGCAAUGGAACUGGAUAUUUGGCUUGUGCUCGAUGUUCUGCGAGUGGUGUUUGCUUGAGCAUUGAUCCUAUCUCCCUCUACAGUGCCUCCGAUCCCCCUCUGCGAGCGCCCACAGCUCAAAGGUGUUCAAACUGUUCAGGUGCAGGAAAGGUUAUGUGCCCAACAUGCCUAUGCACUGGAAUGGUGAUGGCUAGCGAACAUGACCCGCGGAUCGAUCCUUUUGACUAAGGAAGAAAGAGGAGCGGCAGUGUACUUCUUCAUUUGGUUUCUCUGUUAAUAAAGGAUAUAAUUGAACUCAAAACAUUGCUCUCUCCCCUCUUUUUGACACGCCAAUACGGAUGCGCAUACAUGUAUUAAUCAAACAGAUCAUAUGAUAUUAUCUUAAGCAUUGCUGUAA
Tripterygium wilfordii is the source of this 1349-nucleotide messenger RNA. Its product is annotated as protein ORANGE-LIKE, chloroplastic-like. The coding region runs from base 239 to 1180 and encodes 313 amino acids. The transcript is spliced from 8 exons. The record is from RefSeq and is a predicted model, not a curated record. NCBI's taxonomy places the organism in Eukaryota, Viridiplantae, Streptophyta, Magnoliopsida, Celastrales, Celastraceae. Gene Ontology annotation, cellular component: chloroplast membrane.